AUGGGCACAUUCCGUGGCACAGCGUAUGGUGCUGGUGGCCGCACAAUCUUCUACAUUUACAUCAUCACAACGCUCAUUUCGAUCCUCUUCUCGAUCGCUUGCGUGUGUUACGGAAGCUGGCUGAUUGCGCGUCGUUCGCAAUACGCCGAGCUCGUCUCUCCAUCUCUCUAUGUCGACGUCGGACGGAUUCUCGUCGUGGUUUCGCUGAUCUCAAUCGCGUGCUACCUUAUAUGCACCUACGCGAUUUUCAAAGAAAUGCGUUGUGUCGUCACCUCGUGUGCUGUCGCCUCGAUUGUCAUCGCCGUUAUGCUGAUUCUCGGCGGAAUCAUCGGCCUCAAUUUUCGCGAGCAGCUUGUCAAUUAUACACCGCUAAACUUGAAAAUGUUGACGUCGCUUCGCGAACUCUAUGGAACCCAUGAUAUGGACGCGAUAACCGAAGCUUGGGACCAUUUGCAAAAGAAUUUCAAAUGUUGUGGUGUGAAUGGAACGGAUAAUGCGGUUAUUUGGAGAACAUCCAAAUGGUAUAUGCACCAGAAAGCGCCAAAAGUUCUUCUUCCUGAAUCUUGUUGCAUCGAAACCGAACUUGAGCGAUGUCAAUCAAACCCAUUCAAUAAUGAUGGAGAUGCGCCAUAUUAUACGAAAACGUGCUAUCAACCAUUACGAGACGAUCUAUUGCAUGUGAUGGCGGUCGCCUCUUGGCUCAGCAUCGCCAACGCCAUUGUCCAAGUGAUCCCAUCCGGUGCGAGUUGUUGGUAUUCAAGGCUAAUUCGAAAAUGA
Messenger RNA from Caenorhabditis bovis, 777 nucleotides. Lineage: Eukaryota; Metazoa; Nematoda; Chromadorea; Rhabditida; Rhabditidae. The record is from the annotation of a GenBank genome assembly.